Messenger RNA from Ilex paraguariensis (yerba mate), 1010 nucleotides. Lineage: Eukaryota; Viridiplantae; Streptophyta; Magnoliopsida; Aquifoliales; Aquifoliaceae. The record is from the annotation of a GenBank genome assembly.
AAAAAACAACUUCUCUAAAAUUUUGGGUACCCAGAAUCAUUCAUUGCACCAUUGAAUAUUCACACGAAGAACACACGUUUUUGGUGUUUCUAUUCUCUCUUAUUCAAUAAUCUGAGACCCAGAUUCUAAACUAGCUUCAUAUAAUUAUUCUCUAGAUAAUUAACACCGUCAAAAGGCAAAAAAAAACAUGUAUCCAAAGGUGAAAGUGAGGGACCAAGAAGAAGACGAUCAGUUUGGUUAUGAAAGUUCUUUGCAGUCCUCAAAGGGUUUUGAAUCUCUCUCCAUACAUGAAUUUCCUUCUCCGGCUUGGGAGUGCGAAGAUCCACCAUCCAUUGUGAGAAUUUCAGGGUCUAAUAUCUCAAAUUCAGCCAUGCCCACAGUUCCGGCAUCCAAAGGAAAGAGCAACAACAAAAAAGUUGUAGGGGAUAACAAGCCAAAUAUCAGGGCUAGUUCAGUCCCCCGACCACGUGCUGUCUUGUCUAGUCCUGAUAAUGAUGGGGUGAUUGGAAGCAAAAACAGGACAAGAGAAGUACUUUCGGGCUUGAAAAAUCAUAAUUUGUGUCAGCACAGACACACCCAAUGUAAGGUUACCCCAAGGCCCAUUGUCUUCGGAAGUCCUGUAGACACAAGAGGACAGUUAACUGUAGCUGCUGAUAGUAGGAAAGAUCUCCAAGGGAAAAGACGGUCAGGCAUAGCUGAUCAAAGUCAGAGAACUCACCUUAGAAAAGAGAAACCACAAUCUAAAUAUACUACUCAUGGAGAAGCUUUACUUCUGUAAUAAAACACAUGCUUCGUUUAUUCAACACCAAUGCCAUGUGUAAUGAAUGUGGAUUUUGGAAUUCCAUGUAGAACAAGUUCUCGAUGUCUCUUCUUUUUUCUUCUCUCUUUUGCAGAGGAAAAGAAUCAUGUUAAGAUGCUCUGAAUGUAGGAUCUUCUCUCAUUUUGAGUCAACUGGCAUGGUAGGCAUUCUCUUUGAUAUUGUUGUCUGGUGCAGAUAAUUGGGCAAAAUC